AUGGGUAAUUACUUUAGUGCUGUCAUAUGCGGUCCAUCUGAUACUUCCGGGAAAGUGAUUCUCUGGGACGGAUCGAUCCAGCAGUUUAGCUGCCCUUUGACGGCGGCGGAGUUGAUGCUCGAGUAUCCGCAACAGGUGGUGGCGGAGUUCCACGCGGCGGUUAAUGGUAAGAGGCCGGUUCCAUUACCGGCCGAUGAGAAACUCGAUGUGAAAAAGGUUUACGUAAUGUUGCCCGUGAAUCGAGGGAAACCGAUCACGUUGUCAUCGGAGGAUGCUCGUCGUGUACUAGCGAGUGCGAACGCUGUGUUGAGAUCGAAGUCGAUAUUAUCGUUUUCUAGUUUACUUCCUUUGUUUGCCAGGAUUUGCCAUGUGAAUCAUAUGCAAGAGACGGGACAAAAAUACCCGUUUCAGGAAAAGGGUACCGUCCGCGAAAGGGUCGAAGAAAUAGGUUGUUUGACGGAAUUAUUACCGGAACGUAUGGAAGGCUUGCCGGAGUAUUUCAACCGGCAAUAUUCAGGCAAGGGAUGGAAACCAAGUUUGGAUACUAUAAAGGAGAAAAAAUUUGAGAGAAAGGUAUCCCACUGGUUGUAUUAG
Hibiscus syriacus is the source of this 594-nucleotide messenger RNA. RefSeq lists its product as uncharacterized. The transcript has a single exon. NCBI's taxonomy places the organism in Eukaryota, Viridiplantae, Streptophyta, Magnoliopsida, Malvales, Malvaceae. The record is from RefSeq and is a predicted model, not a curated record. The coding region runs from base 1 to 594 and encodes 197 amino acids.